Molecule: messenger RNA, 879 nt
Organism: Musca domestica (house fly)
Lineage: Eukaryota; Metazoa; Arthropoda; Insecta; Diptera; Muscidae
Product: probable nuclear transport factor 2
Exons: 1
Coding region: 225-617 (130 amino acids)
Biological process (GO): protein import into nucleus
Cellular component (GO): nuclear pore central transport channel
Source: RefSeq, a predicted model, not a curated record
GUAACUGCAAUUCGCCGCCACUGGAUGGCUGUACAGGGUUGUAAUUUUGCCUAUUGACAACAACAAUUUCGCAGAAAGUGAAUCUCGCAAAACGUGUCUGUCGGAAUUUUUAGUUUUAUUUUUUGCAAAAGGCAGCAUCAUUUCGUUCCCCCGGAAACAAGUGCUGAAAUUUUAUACGUUUUUUAUAUAUCCAUCCAUAAAUAUACAAAUCUAACUUUUGUAUAAUGGCUUUAAAUCCCCUGUACGAUGAUAUUGGCAAAGGAUUUGUCCAACAAUAUUACGCCAUGUUCGACGAUCCAUUGCAGCGACCAAAUGUGGCCAAUUUCUACAGUGCUACUGACUCAUUUAUGACCUUCGAAGGACUUCAAAUGCAGGGAGCAACAAAAAUCAUGGAAAAAAUUACAAGCCUUUCGUUUCAAAAGAUUACCAGAGUGAUUACGACCGUGGAUUCACAGCCCAUGUUCGAUGGUGGCGUUCUAAUCAAUGUCCUGGGUCGUUUGCAGUGCGACGAAGACCCUCCACAUGCCUACUGCCAGACCUUUGUGCUCAAGCCCUUGGGUGGCACCUUCUUCUGUGCUCAUGAUAUUUUCCGUUUGAAUAUUCACAACACCGCAUAAAUGAACAUAAAUCGCUAAAAGCUAUACUAUAUGUUUUAUACUAUCUGGGUGGGGUCGUGGUCACUAAGAGGAUCUCACUCUGUUGUGCUGUGGCGGUAGCUAGCCUAAUUUGCAUUAUCAAUCAACCGGCUUUUCCCAAGACCCAAGGAAUUUAAAACAACAAAAAUGAAAAAUAAAUAUUUAUAACCUAAAACUCUUGUGUAUUGUAAGUCUGAAAUAAAUAAUAAAAAAAAUGGUUUGUUUUCAAGCAUUCGUCUAUUUA